Messenger RNA from Bolinopsis microptera, 2819 nucleotides. RefSeq lists its product as uncharacterized. The transcript has 9 exons. Bases 1225 to 2235 code for a protein of 336 amino acids. NCBI's taxonomy places the organism in Eukaryota, Metazoa, Ctenophora, Tentaculata, Lobata, Bolinopsidae. The record is from RefSeq and is a predicted model, not a curated record.
ACAAAACUUAUAAUUUGUAAUCCUUGUUAUCAUUGUAAUCCUAAUGUUUGCCAAGGCAUCCUUACUUUGUUUAUGGGUAGUGGAUCCAUUUGCUGUAACAUUUGCUGUUAUUCUUUUUCCUUCCUCUUUUCCUUGUCAUCCCCUUUAGUUUUAAGAUUCUUGCUAUAAAUGGCUACAGCUAACACUAUUAAUGCUAAGUACCAAACAAAAAGUGGGAGGUGGAUCGUUGGUAUACCAUUAAAUCGAUUUAACACCGCAAUUCCAGUCGCAAGCCUGGGACCACUACUAGCAUAGUCACAACAUCUACAAAGCUGCCAUAUAGCCUGACUGACAAUUUUCUCGACUGACUGACAAUGUUUCUUCUUUUUCCCCAUUUAGAAUACAAAGAUUAGUACAUUUUAGCUUAUGAUUAAUAUUAUAUUUUUACCUAUAGUUUACCUAGAUGAGAAUAAAAAAUGUUGACCUGGAUUCUUUUCGACGUAUUUUUGUAUUUGGUAUAAAGGUCCUGCUAGUUAUAUAUAAAAUAUAUUUAUAUUUGCUUUAAUUGAUACUAGAAAUAAAAUUAUCGUUUUCUUGAAAUUGUUGUUUUCUUCAUAGCCUUUUAGAGUAAAUCGUAAAUCGAUGUUGUUUACAGUACAAUCUUAUGUUUUUGUACUGAAGGAUAGCCGGUAGCCUACUUAAACUUGGCCUUCAAUUUUUGGCAUGGCCCAUUUUCAUUCAACCUAUCACAGUUCCUCAAAUCAUUCGGCUGAGUUGAUCACAUGUGCUUGCCUUGAACUUUUGAAGUCUUAAAGCUCAUUGAUAACAUAAUGAGCCCUACGAUUUCCACUCACUCAGAGUUUUGAUUAUUUUGUGAAUCUUAUGUCAUAUAUAUAAUCAUUGGAAAGAGAAUUGGAAUAGCGGACGAUCACAACAAAGAUGAAGUUAUUUCGACUUUCCUUUGUCUAGAUAUAUUAUUGAAAAACACAUCUGAAUGUGCAAAUGCGCUAACUUCACGUGCAGAAUAGCAUUUUUAAGUCAACAUUACCAGCUAAGAGAAUGAUUUUUCCUGCAAUGAGCUAUCAAUGAACUAUUUAGAAAUGUGCAUUAAACCUUACUGUAGUGAAAAUAGAACUGUUCUAAAUUGAUGCUGAGAAAUUGUAGGGGGACUCGGUCAGGUAUCUUGUCAAACAGUUAACCUACCAUAACUGUUUUAUAUGUCAGAUAAUAUGUAAAAGUAGCAUUAUGUGUAAGGAAGACUUGAAAGCUGCUUUGUCAUCAACAAACAGAGGAAAAAAUGUUCCUCUUAUUUGCUGGGAUGACGCACUGCAAAGAAGUAAAACUAUAGAUUUGAAGGAGGAAGACAAUGUUAGCAAGAUAAUUGUUGACAGUAACAACUCACUGUUGGAAGCCAGGAAAAAGUUUUACCUCCAAUCUACUCCACCCAAACCUCCGCUUCUCGCUCCAUUUUCAGGUUCAGUAACAUGGCAGUGUGAAACACAAGACUCUGAUCCCAACAAAGGUUCAGAUCUCCUCGUCAUCUGGAUAACACCAGCAAUUGAUACUUCUGCUGAGACAGAGAAACUGAUUGCAGCGUAUCCACCAGUGACUGAGUGGAAGUUUGAUGUUUAUCUGAACGAUUUGACUGACAAAACUCCUCUUCAAACCCUCCUUGACAGAGUCCCAGACAGUACAGAUCCGACCUGUAUAAAGAUACCACUCUCUACAGCACUCUCUAGAGGUAAACACAUCGGGGAUAUGACUGGACACCGGUUGAAGGUAUCUGCUAACGGCGUGUGGCCUUUCAGGUUCUAUCUGGUUAACACUGUGAUAAGACUAGGAGAUAAGGCAGAAUGUGGUAUUGAUGAUAAAACACCGGAAUCACUCACUUUCGAGUCUUACAGUACUCCUCAGGAAACGUCGCCGGAAGUAAACUGUUUUACACCAACAGCGAGGAUUGAAGAACUGGACGCCUUGAUUCCGGAGGAAACUGAUAAAAAAACUAAAGGAAAAGCGCUGCCCCUCUCCCAGAUCUCAGUACUGGAAAUGUACCCUCCUUCCUCCUCUAACGGUAGAAUAAGUCGCACUGCAGGAACUUCACCCCGACCCCCACGAAGUGUUAUUCCACCUGCUCAGAAAUCGUUUCAGCGGCUUCUUCAACUCAGACAGAAAACAAGAUACGAGACUAUGUCUAAAAUAGAAAAGGAUCAAAUCGGAAUCCGAGUAUUAGCCGGAACAGUCAUCAGAGACAACUGACUGCUGGUUGCUAAGUUACCCGCUGGUUACUAAGUAACUGUCUGGUAACUAGGCACUAUUACCAGAGAUAACAGACUGCUGCGCCGCCUCUCGCGCAAGUUUAAACGGUUUCCUCCGCUCACUUCCCUCCUUGUCCGCCUCCUCAGUGAUUCCUAAAGCUAUUGGAGUCUUAGCCCGCUGCAUUAACCCUUUACACUCCCUCAUAGUCUGUUGGAAGGCUCUGAACUUGGUGGUAGCUUCCUCAGUGUCCGUGUAGAACCGCUCGUAAACCAUCUGGUAGGCGGCAAAAGCUUGGUAUUCUUCUUCUACUUCAGUUAUACUGAAACAGAUUGAGGUGAUGAGGUGAUGAUACAGCAUUGUAACAAGGUAUUUUAGCUACACAUUCAGAGAGCACUAUAACUCUUAAUAUUAUCUGAUUAUUAUUAUCAUUUUAGAGCGAUAGAAGGGGAAUGAUAUUUUGUAGACAUUAUUACAACUUUUAAUAUUUUGCAACUGUAAAAUAUGUACAUAUUGUUAAUAUAUGUUUAUACGUUUUUAUAUUAUAUUCAGAAAAGAGAAAAUAUUGUCCACAGUGAUACUCUGCA